ACCUGUAUAUAAAUACAUAUUUUUUACAACAGAUUGUGAUGUCAUAACAUUGGUUUGUCUUGUCACCAAACAAUCGCUGUAUUGCUGAUUAUGGUUGGUAUGUCAUUAUUAUUAUUAGCAGCAGUGAAUAAAAAAAUACUUAUUUAACAAUAUACAUCUAGCAAAUCAUUUUUAUAAGGCAUAUUGUGAAAAGGGUCCAAACACCAUUGAAAUAAAAAGCGGCAGAAUGGCUGUUAGCAUGAAACUGGGGGAUCUACUGCAACAGCCUGAAUGAUUUUACUGAUUGUCUACAAGAAAAGAUCUGCAUUCAGACAAACCGAACAACUAAAAUCAGUAAUGAUGGAGUUUGUGAAAGAGAAGAGUGAGAUCAUGAGUGAUCCAGAAGUCUGCAGAAUUAAACAUGAAGAUACUGAGGAACUAAUAGACCUGAUGGAAUUGAAGGAGGAAAGUCAAGAGCUGGAAAUACUUUCACAGACUGAAAACAAUUUCACACAGAAAAAAACCGAUAGAGCAAAAGCCGAAAAGUCUUUCACAUGCAGUCAGUGUGGAAAGAGUUUCAUACGUACAGGACACCUUAAAGAACACAUGAGAAUUCAUACUGGAGAGAAACCGCACUCAUGUGAUCAGUGUGGAAAGAGUUUCACUUAUGCAAGCUGUCUCAGUGAUCAUCUAAGACGCUUUCACACUAGAGGAAAUCCAUUUAACUGUGAUGAAUGUGGUAAAAUGUUUAUUGUGCAAAAAGACCUGAAGAAGCACCUGAAAGGUCAUGCAAAGGAGAAGCCAUAUGUGUGUUCUGAUUGUGGAAGGAGUUUUUCACGAGUCGACACUUUGAAACAGCACCAGAAAACACACACCGGUGAGAAGAAUUAUAUGUGUUUUGAUUGUGUUAAGACUUUUACUAGAAUCAGCCAUUUGAUAGAGCACCAGAGAAUCCACACUGGAGAAAAACCUUACAAGUGUUCACACUGUGACAAGAGAUUCACUCUGUCAUCUCACCUGAAAAGACAUGAGAAGAUCCACACUAGAGAAACCGUACCACUGCCCUCCAUGUGGGAAGAAUUUCGACCAAUCAAGUCAUCUAGCUAGAGUGUUGCUGUGAAAUAGCGCAAGUCUUGUAGAGAGAAUUGAAUUUUAUUUAUUGUCACUGUUCAAAGUUAGACCUAUGAGAUCAUCAACAGACUGAAUACAUUUUGUUGUUAAAAGCUUUUACAGUGUUGAGGAAAAUAUGUCAGGUUUUUGUUCAUGCCUGUCAAAACGGGACUUGUGCUGAUUUUUGCUUGAAUAGGGAGCUUUAAUGUCAAUUAUUUAAAGAGGCAUUUCUAGACCAUUUUAACUCCAGGGUUGGGCCAUGUGUUUGUAGGGGGGGCAACUGUAUUAAACUUUAAAUGUCCCCAGUACACACACAAAACAUAAUUUGCUGUUUUGCAGACAUUAAAGUUUUUAAAGGCAACCAAAAUGUAACAAAGUUUCUGAUGGGUGCGAGGAGGAAGCAGGAGAUGGUGAAAUUCAACUCAAAAAGGAAAUGUAUAUUACACUCAACAAAACUCGCUUGUAGCUGACUUUCAGCCCAUGUUCUGUGUGUGUGUCAAGUCAAGUGGUUUUUAUUGUCGUUUCAACCAUAUACAGUUAGUACAGUACACAGCAAAACGAGACAACGUUCCUCCAGGACCAUGGUGCUACAUAAAAACAACAGGACCAACAUAGGACCACAUGAGACUACACAACGGAAUAAAAUACCUAUAUAAACUACCUAUAUAUACCUAUAUAAAGUGCAUGUGCAAACAUGUGCAAAAAGUACAGGACAGUACAACAAAUUACUGACAAUGAACAGGACAAUAGACAGUGCAGCGCCGACCAGUACUCAGUAGUGCAAAAAGAUGACAGUUUCUAAAAAUGUAAACAUAACAUACUAUGAGAUAAUGUUCUAUGCACAUAGCAGUUAUUGAGGUAGCAGACAGUUAUAAAGUGACAGUUAUUAAAGUGCAACUCAGGACACGUGUGUGUGUCA
This is a messenger RNA of Xyrauchen texanus (razorback sucker), 2008 nucleotides long. Its product is annotated as zinc finger protein 480-like. The transcript has 3 exons. Gene Ontology annotation, cellular component: nucleus. Lineage: Eukaryota; Metazoa; Chordata; Actinopteri; Cypriniformes; Catostomidae. Bases 271 to 1086 code for a protein of 271 amino acids. The record is from RefSeq and is a predicted model, not a curated record.